AUGUUAAAUUUUCGAAGAAUAUCAUUGUUUUAUCGUUCAAUAUCUAUUAAAACCAAUGUUUGCCGCUUUCGAUCAGCUCGUCGUUCUUCUAAAUCAUUAUUAACUGAUGAAAAACAUAUUGUUACUGAAACAAAACCUGUUUCAUUAGAUAAUCUCUCACCUGUAGUUCGUCAAAUUCUUUCUAAAGAUCCGUCAUAUGCUGUUCGUUUUGGUGGUCAAUUAUCUGAAAAUAAAAAAUAUCUUGUUCGACAACAUUCACGAACAACAGGUCGAGCAGAAAAUCUUCUUUCACAAAUACCAAAAGAUGAUAUUAUUUUGUCAAUAAAUGAAGAUGAAGAUGAUCUACCUCAUCCACCUAUUGUUGCUUUUCCAUCAAUGGAAAAUCAAUUUCAAAUGGAUUUAGGAACAGAAGAUAAAACAAUACCUAUUCAUGAAACAGCUCGUUGUUUUGGUUGUGGAGCAUCACUUCAAUGUGCUGAUAAAACUAAACCAGGUUUUGUACCAGUUGAAAUCUAUAAACAUUAUCUUUCAACAAACUUACAGAAACGAACAAGUCAAUGUCAACGAUGUUUUCUUUUUAAAUAUACAAAUGAAAUAUCACAUUGUCAAGUUAAUGAACAAGUUUAUAAAGAUAUUUUAACAGAAAUAAAACGAAAACGUGCUUUAAUUAUUUUAAUUGUCGAUCUUCUUGAUAUACCAAAUUCAAUUAGUCGAUUAUGGACAAAUCUUGUUGAUGAAACAGCAAAAAGUCAUCAUAAUUCAUCCAAUAUUAUAUUUGUUCUUGGCAAUAAAGUUGACCUACUACCCAAAGGCAGGUUUGUUUUAAAUUAG
Messenger RNA from Rotaria sp. Silwood2, 831 nucleotides. The record is from the annotation of a GenBank genome assembly. NCBI's taxonomy places the organism in Eukaryota, Metazoa, Rotifera, Eurotatoria, Philodinida, Philodinidae.